AUGUCCGCCCCCGGCGAACACAACCUACCCACUCUCUUAUCCACAAUGGAACCCUCCCUAGAUCCCCAAACCUACACCUUCAUCACCACAACCCAGGCCCUACACACGCUCCCACUGGCGACCCUCCAACCUACCCUGAUCGUCCAAGAGAUCGAAGGAACCACUCUCGUGACCACCCCCGACCUCGCCGCAUCACACGGCUACCAGGGCGUUUUCCCUUGCCAAAGGAUCUCGUUGACGGUCCAGUCGAGUCUGGAAGCGGUGGGGCUGAUUGCGGCGAUUGCAAAUCGAUUGAAAGAGCAGGGGAUCAGUACGAAUGUGGUUAGUGGGUAUUUUCACGAUCAUCUUUAUGUGCCCGUUGAGCGGGCGCACGAGGCGAUGUCUGCUUUGGCGGCAUUGAUUGAGGAAGCCAAGGCUGCUGUUUGA
Penicillium oxalicum is the source of this 426-nucleotide messenger RNA. Its product is annotated as ACT domain-containing protein. The transcript has a single exon. Lineage: Eukaryota; Fungi; Ascomycota; Eurotiomycetes; Eurotiales; Aspergillaceae. The record is from RefSeq and is a predicted model, not a curated record. The coding region runs from base 1 to 426 and encodes 141 amino acids.